Torulaspora delbrueckii is the source of this 678-nucleotide messenger RNA. RefSeq lists its product as uncharacterized. Gene Ontology annotation, cellular component: cytoplasm. The coding region runs from base 1 to 678 and encodes 225 amino acids. The record is from RefSeq and is a predicted model, not a curated record. Lineage: Eukaryota; Fungi; Ascomycota; Saccharomycetes; Saccharomycetales; Saccharomycetaceae. Gene Ontology annotation, molecular function: orotate phosphoribosyltransferase activity. The transcript has a single exon. Gene Ontology annotation, biological process: pyrimidine ribonucleoside biosynthetic process; 'de novo' pyrimidine nucleobase biosynthetic process; pyrimidine nucleotide biosynthetic process.
AUGCCUGCUGUUUUAGAGGAUUACCAGAAGAAUUUCCUUGAUUUGGCUGUGGAAAGUCAAGCCUUGAAAUUCGGGUCUUUUAAGCUCAAAUCAGGUAGGGUUUCUCCAUAUUUCUUUAACUUGGGGUUGUUUAACACUGGUAAAUUGCUUUCUAAUCUGGCUACUGCUUAUGCGAUUGCCAUUAUUCAAUCUGACCUGAAAUUUGAUGUUAUCUUUGGACCUGCUUACAAGGGGAUCCCAUUGGCUUCGAUCGUAUGUGUGAAGUUGGCAGAGAUUGGUGGAUCCAAGUUCCAGGAUGUUCAAUAUGCGUUCAACAGGAAGGAGGCUAAGGAUCAUGGGGAAGGCGGUAACAUCGUUGGUGCAUCCCUAGAGGGCAAGAGAAUCCUGAUCAUCGAUGAUGUGAUGACCGCGGGUACCGCAAUUAACGAAGCAUUUGAGAUUAUCGCUCAAAACAAUGGCCAAGUGGUUGGUUCCAUUAUUGCCUUGGACAGACAGGAAGUCGUCAGUACCGAGGACAGAGAAGGUCUAAGUGCUACCCAGUCGGUAAGUAAAAGGUUCGGCAUCCCCGUGUUGAACAUCGUCUCCUUGACUCAUAUCAUUAACUACUUGGAUGGUAGAAUCUCUCCUGAGGAGAAAAAGGAAAUUGAAGAGUAUCGUCAAACCUACGGCGUACUAUAG